ACCCCAUCGAUAUAUGAGCAAUGGUAGUGUGUGCAAAUAAAAGUAGUCUUCUUUAUCGGUCGUACUGAUUUGGUUGAGUUUAUUCCUCACGGUUCAGUGAAUCAGAUUCUAGUUGAUGCUACUAUCAUUAGAUUGUUUGGAGGAGUCCGUUCUUUUUUUCUAUUUGGCAAUAGGUAUACAAAAUAAACAAUUAGGGAUGAUGUAUGGGUUUUUGGGGAUAAUUCACAUGCAUAAUUAGGAUUAGGUGAGGUAUCUGAAAUACAAAAGCGACCUUAAAGACUUUACUGCAAUUAUGAACUUCUAAGUUGUUCGGAUACAUAUACAUAUGCGUAUAAUUGGGAAGGUCUUUAUUAUUGGGGUGAAACUAAUUACUGUUGUUCUUAAUUUAAAGGAUUAUGUUUAGAUCCUAAAUAAUUACCAUAAAAAGAAGUCUCAUAAUUAUGUGCAUAAAAUGAUCGAUUUUAUUAUAUAUAACAUGGAGAUUUAUAUGGCUGUGGAUUCACACAUCUAUUAGGAGUUAAAACUAAUGUAGUUUCAACAUCUAAACCAUUACUUAUUAUGAAUAAAGUACUCAAGAUAUCCUGUUCAAUUACUCAUUCCUUAUUAUUAGAUGAUAAUGGAUAUGUAUAUUCAUGGGGAAAUGGUAAAAAUGGAGAAUUAGGACUAUAAAUGGCUGGAUAUUCAUUUUAAACUUAUUGUAAUACUCCUACUCAAAUCAAAAACUUAGAAAAAGUGUAAGAUAUUUAAUGUGGUAAUCAUUAUAGUUUGGCACUCAAUUAUUAAGGUAUAAUAUAUGAAUGGGGAAAUGGAUUAUAAUCUAUGACAUUUGAAUAAGCUCUAAAAAUUAAACAAAUUUAAAUGCCUAAUCAAUAUUCUAAUAUACGUAAGAUUCAUGUUGCUUCAACUUAAGCUGCAUGUGUUGAUUAACUUGGUAGAUUAUAUUCUUGGAAUUCCAAAAAUCCUAAACCUUAAUUCAUUAAAAGUGGGUUUAGAUGUGAAGAAUUCUUAUGUGCUGAUGAUAUUGUUUUAUUCAUUGGAAAUCAAUAAGCAUAUCAAGUAUCUGAGCAUUUUAAAUAAUAAGUUAAAGAUAAAGUUAAAAAAUACAAAGAUUACGUUGAAUUAAAAAACAAUAAAGUUAGAAAUCUAUUCUAUGAUCAAAAUAAAAGAACUAAAUGUUUAUAAGAAUUAAACCAAAAAACAUUAGAAUUAUAAAUUAAACCAAUCUAACCUGAAGAUUUCUUAUACUCUCGUUUAUAAAGAAAAUAAUCUUUAUAUGUUAUGUAAUUAAAGAGAAGAAGCACUAUGAUGAUUUCAGAAUUAUAAACUAUGGGUUUUCAAUCUGAGCAUUAAUAGAGAUUUAGUACAACAAAAUUUGAAUUGAUUAAAGAAUAAAUGAAAUCAGGAAAAUUAUAAUUGAUGAAGAAUGAUAAAGAAUCAAAAGAUGGCAAGAACUUCUAAGGAACUUGGGAAUAAUUUAAACUUCUUUCAAAAAAUUUGAAUCGUAAAAGUUAAUUAAAAAAUAGAAUACCUUUACAUAUUUUAAAUACAAAAUUACAAUAAGCAAUAGAGAUUGAUAAGGUUUCAGAUUUGAUAUUAGAAUCUGAAAGAUUGAAUCCCUUAUAUAUUCCUUUAGAUAACAUGUCUAAGCUUAUUAAGUCUUAACCAUUAACUUAAAGAGAACCAAUUCAAACGUAAGAACAUCAUGAAAAAGAGUUUAUAGAUGAUCCUGAUAUAAUGAAAUAUGAGUAUGUGAAACGUAUUUAUAAUGGAUAUCAUGAACAAUUGUUAAUGGAUAAUCUGAUGACAAAAGACUAAUGUUUCUUACCAAUAAAAUGGAAAAGACUAAAAGAUGAUACAAAAUUAUUUUAAGGUCGUUUUAAUCGAAUGUAACAAAGACUUCAGAGAGAGUAAAGAGACGCCAAAAAAUUAAUUAAAAUUACAGAUUUGUAACAUUUUUGA
Molecule: messenger RNA, 1959 nt
Organism: Paramecium sonneborni
Lineage: Eukaryota; Ciliophora; Oligohymenophorea; Peniculida; Parameciidae
Source: the annotation of a GenBank genome assembly